AGAGAGAGAGAGAGAGAGAGAGAGAGAGAGAGAGAGAGAGAGUCAGUGUGUGUGUGUUAGAGAGAGAGGGGGAGAGAGAGAGAGAGAGAGAGAGAGAGAGAGAGAGAGAAUGAAUUUGUGAAGCGCAUUAACUCGGAUCAGGAUCAGAUGGAGGAGCGAGUCUCAGCGCAGCUCCUUCAGACCCUCCACAUUUCCGGCGCCACUCCGUGACCGCGCUCCAGCGCAACUCCACUCAGCGCGAGCGCUCUGUCUUCAGCUGGAACCUGCGGCUGAACACUGCGUCCCUGUUGCGUUCCUCAGCGGCCAGACCUUUCUGGUAUGCGAUGAUCGGAUUAACACUGUCAGAGUGUUGCUUUUUGGAGACACAGCAGUAACACCUCACACAUUUUACCUUGUCUUCAGGACUCAAUCUGGACCGUUGGAAUCAGAGAUCAUCAGUAUUGUGUGUGGAUAUAUUUUAGUAGCCCAUGAGUGCAUUUCUAGGCGUGGUUGUUUCAUAUCCUUAGACCUUGACCUGGCAAACAAGGACCUGGUAACUUGUUUAUGGGCCUACUGAAGCCUUUUUUGUUAAUGACAAUCAAGGAUCCCAUUGGGGUUGACUGACGCACCUUUCACAUUCUUUUGUGCUUUUGAUCUUCUCCGGACCCUUCUCACAUGGACCCUUCCAUGGCAGCGAGACGGUGCUGUGUGAUUUUCCACUAACCCGUUCAUCGGUAGAGUGUUUAAGCGGGAACGGGGUGGGAGGAGGAUGCAGGCCGGGCUGCGGGUGCUGUGCACCGGUGGAGGCGCUUCUCUCUGCUGCCUGCUCCUGCUGGGGCUCAUCUACACACACCUCCUUAAAGAGGGUCAGUUGGCGGUGGGCACGUGUGAGAUUGUGAUGUUAAACAGAGACAGCAGUCAGCCCAAGCGCACCAUCGCCAGACAGACGGCCCGCUGUGCCUGUCGGAGAGGCCAGAUCGCAGGCACCACCCGGGCACGACCAGCAUGUGUGGACGCACGGAUAGUGAAAAGCAGGCAGUGGUGUGAGAUGACCCCGUGUUCAGAGGGAGAAAUCUGCGGCCUGCUGUUCAAUCACUCUGGCUGGACCUGCACCAAGGGAGGCGGACGAAUAAAAACCGUCACGGGUCGCGGGGAGUCUGGAGCCUAUCCCAGUGGACUCGUGGCACAAGGCAGGGGACACCCUGGACGGGGUGCCAACCCAUCGCAGGGCACAAUCGCACACACAUUCACACACUACGGACAAUUUGGACAUGCCAGUCAGCCUACAGCGCAUGUCUUUGGACUGGGGGAGGAAACUGGAGUACCCGGAGGAAACCCCCAAACCAAAGCAUGGGGAGAACACGCAAACUCUGUAAACACAGGGGAGGGGCGGCAAUUGAACCGCCAACCUUGCCUUGGAGGUGCGAGGCAGACGUGCUAAUUACUAAGCCACUCCCCCUUCCAUUAAAUUAGUCAUCUCAGUGAUGUAACUUAGGGGUCUGAGAUCAAUUUGAAAAUGUGAAAUUUCCGUUUAAAACUGGAAACAAACACAACUUUUAUCUUUUCAAAAAGGAAAUUGAGUAUUUCUUGUUUAAGAUUCUGCACUGUUUCUAUGUCACUAUUUAAAUUUAAGCUCAUUUUGGACAGCGAAUAAUAUUAACUCCUUUGUACAAAAGAUUCGAUAUUUCUCGAGUCGUAUCUCUUCCAUUGAAGCAUGUGUUCAGACGACACACUGAUGGAGUUGAUCUAACAUGGUCAAACACAAACUUAUGCACUGUAAAACCAGAUAGUUCAUUUAACUCAAAAAAAAAAAAAAAAAAAGGUAGGAAACUAAUUACCUCAAAAUUUUUAAGUUGAUGAAUCCUCUUUAAGCCAGAUGCAGUUAAAUAUAACAAAAAUUGAACUCAAACUUGGAAAAUAGUUUCCUAAAAUUUUUGGAGUUAAAUGAACUUAUCAGGUUUUACAGUGUGGAGUCAUUCAGAAAUUCUGAAAUUCGUGUAAAUAUUUCUAAGAUUUCAGUUUUCACUCAAGUAGUUACAGAUAUAUUAAUAUAUUAAUAUCAUUUGUGAUGAAAUAUGUUGUAUUAAUAUAGAAAGGAAUGCAGAAUAGAUGAUUUUCACUCGGGGUCUCAGACAUUUGGACCCUACUGUAUUAUAUGUUACAAGGGGUUACGUAAUAAUUGUACAGAAUGGAACAUAAGAGCUAAUUAUUGAAUUAACAGAAUAUAUUUUGAAUCAUUCUACUGAUAUACUGCAUUAUCCAUCCCCUUUUGUCCAUAUCCUUGUACUUUAAUUGUGCUGUAUCCCAAAGGACUUGGUGUGUGUGUGUGUGUGUGUGUGUGUGUGUGUGUGUGUGUGUGUGUGUGUGUGUGUGUGUGUGUGUACAUUUCUGUAUGAAUGAAAGAUGAACUGAGGUCAGUAUAAAUGUGGCCAGUGGCUUAGCAAUGCAUUUACACCAUACUGUGAUUUUGUGAUAGAUAUUUAGACAGCAUUGCUGUUUUCAGUGUGCAGUGUACAGAAAUAUGUGCUGAGGUCAUGCACCCAGAGACACACACACUCAUACACACCACACACACACAAAGAGAGAGAGAGUGAGAGAGAGAGAAAAAAAAAUAUGCUGAUCAUGUCCUAGAUUUUUCUCCUCAGUUUAUUUCAGUCUGCACAUCUUCAAAUAUCUGGCAUGUGUGCAAGUGUACAUGUGUACAUAUGAUUAUGUGGCCAUCGAUUAGUACACCUGUUUUUGUCCAUGUGUAUAUAUGCAUAUUGUGUCAAACAUCCUUCAUUGGGCUAUGUACUGUAUGUGUUCUUGAGUAUGUAUGCAUCUGAAUUUGUAAUUAUGCUAGUAUAAAAAGCAGCUGCGACAUUAGUCAUAAAUUAAUCAUGACUGUAAUUAUGCAUUAAUCACACUAAUUAUGCAUUCAGAGUGUUGGUACUGUGUAUCUGACUCUCUAUCAUCCACUAAAUAGCAAAGAGCACUUUAACAGCGCAGUGUUUUCCAUUCAGACAUUCCCACCAAAGCGCUAGCUGAGCUGUCAUAUCAUCAACUAGAGGUGGACAAAAAUCAUACGGUAAACAAUAUGCAUGGCGAUUAUUUAAUUUUGCUAAAACACAUUUUGAAAGACUACGAAUGUCAUAUUUAGCGUACAAAGAGCACGAUGUUAGACGUUUCUUUUUUGCACUUGCGUUAUUUUAUUUUGUACAUUUGACAUUGCUGAUUGUUUCAUUGCUAAUGUUCAGCUGUCUUUGGUGCAGAUUCAGUCUCUUUCUUUCUCACUGGCUGCCAAUCAUAGCACGAUGGGAUUGAUCAAUAACCACAACCAAUAAAAACGGAGAAAACGGCUUCAGUUAAACCUUUAUUGUAUCGCCCACCCAAGUUCACGACGCAUGUUUUACACUUAAAUCUUUAUUAUAUCGAAUAUUUUUUACAUUUUUCUGGAAGUGUUGAAUAUGUCCUUCCUAAUUAUUUAACCCUUUCUCGCAGUACACUGCCGUUAGGAAUGGAAAUGGACUUAUCUGACAUUUUUAACCCGUAUAAACAAACGAAUCAUUACCGCAUGUCUGUUAUAAGCUUAGUCAGGACACUGUUGGGUUUCUGUGUGUAGAGUAUCGUGACUGUUUUUAGUUGCUGGUGAGCAGGAAGAUGGGAAAGGGGGGAGGGGGUGUGUGAGCACCCUCCUGGGCAACCAAUUCACACCUCUCCACAGUAACAUUGGAACAGAGAUAAAAUGGACAGCACAGCUAAAGCUUUUUGAUAGUAAAACACUGUAUACAACUGCCACAGUAAAAUUAUUACAUUUAAACCUAGUAGGCAAGGUAAAAAAUAAAUAAAUAAAAUACUUAAGAAAAACUUUAAAUUCUUAAAACUCUGAGCGUCUACUUUCAUAUGAGCCAUUAAGCAUUACUGCGGAGUGUGACAUCACAAAUAAAUUCAAUGCUGAACAUGGGGUACCCCCAAAACAGUUCAUUUAACUAACCACAGGUGAUUAGUUAAAGACGGUGCUGUUAUAGGAAAAGAACAUUGCCGGGGUGGUGUGAUUCAA
Messenger RNA from Ictalurus punctatus (channel catfish), 4018 nucleotides. RefSeq names its product TAFA chemokine like family member 5, like (gene tafa5l). The coding region runs from base 749 to 1420 and encodes 223 amino acids. The record is from RefSeq and is a predicted model, not a curated record. NCBI's taxonomy places the organism in Eukaryota, Metazoa, Chordata, Actinopteri, Siluriformes, Ictaluridae. The transcript has 6 exons.